Xyrichtys novacula (pearly razorfish) is the source of this 7876-nucleotide messenger RNA. The record is from the annotation of a GenBank genome assembly. NCBI's taxonomy places the organism in Eukaryota, Metazoa, Chordata, Actinopteri, Labriformes, Labridae.
AAGUUAACGUGGGGGACCGAACGACUUUGAGUUCAACUCUGCGGUGUUGUGGUAUUUCUAGGAGAGCAAGCGUUAGUGGUUUCCAUGGGCAACAUGACCCUUGCUCAGGAGAACAAUUCCUCGCUCAUCUGGACAGUUCCAGCAACAGAAGAGCACGGUGCGAGGGCGAGUUGCUGAAGGCACAGUUGCAGUUUGUGUGACGUUUUCUAGUUGCUAUUUUUGAGAAUUCACGUCACUUGGAAAUUUAAGGAACUCAGAAAAGGCUUUUGUUGUUAGAGCACAUUUCGUUGUCUUGGCAACUCUGAGCCGUUGCGCUAUUGAAUUACAAAAACAGGGUCCGUGUUUUCUGUUCAUGGACUUCACAAAUGAAUCGACUGCGACAGUAACGGUGAGUUUUUUUCUUUAUUAAAAGUCACAGAUUUUUUUUUUUUUUUUUUUUACAAGUUGUAAUGGGUCAACUUUUGCCCACACAAGCUGCUGCAGCGGCAACAAUGGGUGAGUGAAUGCCAACAGCCCUCCUCACAAAAGCCAGUAAAUGCAGUAAAUGACUGCAAGGUUUGGUUUUGAGUAAAUUGAUAGUGUAUAGCCUACUCUCUAGCCAGGAGCGUCACUGGUAAUUCUGGACCCCAUGCAAAUAUAUCCUAUCUGCCCCCAAUCACCACAGCACAAGUAAAGCCUGAACAAUUAUUAAAUCCAUGUCUCCAUUUUGAAAACAACCCAAAUGAAGCUUUAAAUGACAAUAAAUUUGUUUUACAAUUCCUAAACCAAGAACUAGUAACCUCAAGAGUUAAUGUCAUAUUUCCUCAUUUAGCAUUUAAAGCUAGCAUUAAGUUAUUACUGCCAUUGGAAUCCGGAUAUCAUAAUGAAUCCAAUAUCAAAUAUGUUACCCUAGCCUGCUUGCCACAAAGUUGAAUGUCGUUGCUGUGGGAUUAUAUCUUUAAAUAGAAGGACAUUUGAAACUAUUCCUAAGAUGCUGAGAUAUAAUAGACAUGAUAGGCUUAAAAGUUAAAUAUAAUUAGGUGUUAGGUGAGCACUGGCUAAUCUGUUAAAUAACCUAAUAAUUAAACCUUAUGAAUUUACUCUUGUCCUCAUUUCCUUGUCCACAUUUUAACCAAUAGAUGACAUCAAUGGUGUAAACAGUGUAAGCAGUUGAUGAGGAACAGAUAAACAGAACCUGCUGCCUGAUUAUGGCUGCUGUUGUCCGACCUGGGGUCAGUGUGUCAGAACUUUGUGAAGAAGGGGACAAGUUCCUUGAGGCUGGAGAGCUGGAGGGGGCUACCACUCUCUACAUGUCUGCCUUCAGGACUCAUGCUGCAUCCACUGUGUCCCACAUGCGGAAGCUGAAGUCUGGCUUGGCUGAAGUGAUCUCUACUUUAGAGAGCUGGCUUGAUAACCACUCUGCUGAAGGUCUUAAUAAAGGUCUUGCAGCUGUGUUUCUUUCCACACUCUGCCCCAACAAUCUGUCAGCCACCAUCUUCAAAAUGGAGUCCCUCCUCCAGAGCGGUGGGCAGAACUGUGAGGAGAUUUUUGCUCGCUGCACUGCUCUGCUUGCAGGAAAGCUGAACAAUCAUCAUCAAGGUACAACUUGCAUUGUGUUGGAGAUAACUCGAGCCCUAGCCUGCUUGUUCUCAGAGACUCACAGUGUGAAGGGGUUGAAGCUUUACCUCCGAGCUUACCUGAAGAACAAAUCUGAAACUGUCAGAGUUAUUCAAAGCAGACAAGCUCAGCAUAUCCCUGAAAUAGUGGAGGCUUUUAAAGACCAACUGCUUCAAAUACAUCCGUCUCUGAUGUUUGGACAUGAUUGCACAGGUUCAACAAAAGUGAAUGAGAAGCUUGAUGUAGAGGCUUCUUCUACGAUUAUUGAGCUGUUGUUGGCUCUCUCACCUGGUGAUGAAGAAGUGCAGGAACUCCAAGCAGCAUAUUUGUUUUUGACAGGCAGGUUUGGGGACAGUGCAGCAAUGUACUCUGCUCUGUUGCAUGGUCUUUGUCAGAAAACACAAGAGAGAAGUAAGAACAAGUCUUCAAAAACUAUUUCAGAGAAGAGAGCCAGACUCUUAACCAGUCGAGCAGCAGCUUGCCUGUCAGCAGGUGGAAGGACUGUGGAGGCAUGCACAGACCUGGGGGAGGCAUUUGAAACCCAUCCUGCCACUGCCAGGAUGUGUUUCCAAAAGUUAUUCACAGAUCCUGAUACGGGGUUGGCUGCUCGCAACCACCUCCGCCAGCAGGCAGAGAGGGGCCUGUCUGAUUUCAGAGAAAGGGUCCUCAUUCGUCCAGACCUUCGAUCCACUGAUGGAGUUGAACUCUUGGAACCUGUCAUCGCUCAGUUACGGACUCUGUGCCACUUGGAGCCUGGAGGGGGAGGCAGAGAGCUGCGGGUACGACUAGCGGACUGUCUUCUCCUUAGAGGGGAACACAAAGAGGCCCUCUCUAUUUGCAGCCAGCUAGCUGCUGCCCAAGGCCAGCAGAGCUACCAAAACACAGUGCAGGUUCUUUGUGGAUAUGCACGUCUUCUUUCUGAUGAACAUAAGGAGGCAUUAACAGACUUCCAGGCUGUGAUUAACCACAGUGCCCCCCACCCAUCCAGCUGUGUGCGGGCGCUGUGUGGUAGGGGCCUCCUGCGCAUGAUGGGAGGCUUGAACUACCUCACAGCUCUGGACUACAUUACUGCCAGCAGGUUGCAGCCUCAGGAAACAGCACUAACUAUUCGCUGCUUAGUGCCAUGGAACUACCGUGGGCUGCUGGUCACUGUUCUACUGGAGCAGGGGCGGGUCAUGCUUGAGGGGACAGAAGAGCAUGAAUCCAAGUCCUGUAUCCAUGAAGCCUCUCAGCACCACCAGCAAGGAGGUCAGCUCCAGGCCUCAUCAACAAGAGAUGAUCAGAGAUCCGGGUAUGGCAUUUGUCUUACAUACAGUUUACUAUACACAUCUUUUUGGGAAGAUAUUUUGUAUAGUUGUGUUAUAAAGUUUCCUUUAUCCUUAUAUUGUGACAACGUCUUACUGUUACACAAUUUGUUGUUCACUAGAUCUUUGAAGAAAAGUUAACCAUAUUAAUAUCAUCAUAUCCCUGCUUUUGUUUUCUCUGAAGUCUGCACAGAAAGAGAAAGAGUAAAUAACAAAAACAAUUACUAUUUAUCAUCCUACACAGUAAAUUGUUCUUUGUGCUCCCUGCAUUAGAACUCCUGCUGGUGUCCACUCCCUGGCUCAGUUAUUGAUGGAGCUCCAGCCUGGGACUGAUGGGUCUCAAAUCCUGGCAGCAGAUGCCUUGUAUCAGCUUGGCCGGGUGGAGGAGGCAUAUCGGCUUUUACUUGCCAUAGGGCCUGUCAUUCCCAGAGCACCCAUACUAGCUCGACUUGCCCUGCUGCAGUUGCGCAGAGGCUUCUUAUAUGACACCAACCAGGUACAGUACAGUUUAUGAGGAAGAGUUCCCAAACAAAGGUUUUCAGGCAAAACCUCUUAGUAUGUCUACUUCAUGUUACAAAAGGCCGCUUUCAUAUGAAUGUUUGGCACAUCAGUUAUGACCAGUUAAGCUUUAAAUCUUUAUCCAAUGUUGCAGUGCUGUCUGUUUCAGUGGCCUGAUCUGAAGAUUCAUACAGUGAUCAAACUCACAGCAUCUCUAAGACCUGACACCUGUACAACAAGUCAGUACAGUCGAUCACAGAAUUCAAAUAUCAACAGGCCACAGCAGCACUAGCAUUUUUUAAUGAAUCAUGGUUUUCAACAUGAUUUUCUAACAAAGUGAACACUAGUCAACAUUCACCUCGCCUGCCAUCUACAAAUAGUAAAAUUUUAAACUUUUAUUGACAGCAAAUGUGCUUUGAUUUACAGUUUUAUAAUAUUCUUUUAUUUCAAAAUGACAUGCUUACUUGAUGAAACGGCAUGCAUAUAUGUUUUCAUUUUUUUUGCAGCUGCUGAAAAAGCUUAUUCAGUGUGGUGACACAUGCUGCUUACGCCCUCUGCUGGCAGUGGCACAACAGAAGGAUCGAGCGCUGCUGCAGGCACACUGUCACUCUGUUGCCAAACGCAUCCUGGAGGGCACACGUGAGGAGAGUGCUGUCAGGGAGGCUGUGGCAUAUUUCUCCAUUGCUAUCAUGUCCUCUGGUGAUUAGAAUUUCAUAUGGAUGUUUGUUAUUGAUGUGAUUCCUGUUCUUUUUAAGAGAAAAAAAAAAAGAAGAAGAAGAAGAAAGUUGUCAGUAAUAUCUCAAUCUAGAUUUGAGGAAUACGUAAAAUACAGGAUAAAAGCAUUUUUUUCUCAUGUUUGGCUUGAGCUCCACGAAGGACUAUAUCUCUACAUACAAACAUGCAGACUGAAUCUUUUCAAAUUAACUCAAAGGCAGGAAACGAUAACUUAAAAAAUGUUCAAAAUUCAGUUUCAACAACCAUCGCAUACUACUACCCUUUCUUUGGGUUAGUGCUGGUACAUUUACAUAUGUAUGAAUGUGGUUGCAAAAUGAAAGAUGGAGUGUUGAAAAUGUAAUCUGUCCCAUAAAUACAUUGUUCCAGGGGGUGAAUCAGCAGACUCGUUGCUGGAGAGAGGCAGGUGCUAUGCCCUGCUGGGCCAAAGAAAGACGGCCAUCUUUGAUUUUAGUGCCAUCCUAAAGGAGCAUCCAAAACAUGUCCUGGCACUAUGUGGAAGAGGCUUCACCUAUCUCAUGCUUAACAAACAAAAGGUAUUCUUUAGUAUUCAUUGUAUUUUAUUGGAUCUCCAGGCUUGAAGCUUCACUUUGCAGAUUUAAACACUAGAAGUGACUUUGGGCUGCCUAAGAAACAAUUUAAAAGAGUAAAAUAUCUGUAGUAGACAUUGGUGCUGGUGUUGACUAACUUAGACAAGAAAUGUUAAGUAGAGGUUUUUUUCAGGUUUACUGAUAUCCUAUAACGCUUGAGAUGCAUUUCUGGAUCACAGGAAAGCAACAAAUGGCUUAUUGUCCUCUCUUCACAAACACUGAUUUUUUUUGCUGAUCCUAGAAAUAUAUUGUGAUAAAAAAAUGUCCAUGUAUGGCUGUGGGCAGUUUGUUUGUUAAGCUGAAUUAAAAACAUCUUUAAAAUCUUCUCCCCUUCAGGAAUGUACUCAUGAUAUCCUGACAGCACUCCAGAUAAACACAGAUAUAGUUACCAAAGACAUCCUGUCACUCAAGGACAGGGCACGAAAGCUGGUCUGCGAUUGGCUGCAUCACUUCUGCCGAACCAAUCUGUCAGAUACCCUUGCCUCUAACACUGUUCCCUUCCACGAAGAGCAACUCAGAGAGGCUUUUAUUAUUGGUGGAGCUCUGAUGAGGACUGACUGCAGAGACCCCAGGUGGCAUCUCCUUUAUGUGGACACACUUUUAGCCAAAGGUAAGAUGGGAAUUAUCUGUGGGAUCCUUGUUGUCACUGGAAAUAGUCCUCUUAGGACACUAUGGGUCAGGUUGUUACCACUUUGAUGAACAGAAAUUUGUACUCGGUGUUCCUUGUUUCCAGUGAUAUGUAUUCCUGCUGUUUGUGGUCCAUCUGCUUCAGGUGAAGUGAAGGCAGCAGGUGCUCAUCUGUGCCAGGUGUUUGGACAGGAGCCGAGAGAUGCAGUGGCUCAGGCCAGGCUGGGUGUGGUGGAGGCCUGGCAGCAGAACUACUGCAGCGCAGCACACAGGCUCAGCAAAUUGACAGAAAAAGAGUCAUCCUGUCUGGACUUCCUGCUGGCCCUGAUCCCAGUCAGUCAGCGAAAACGCACUGCACAGGUAUGGGAGCAGAAUUGCUCGAUUUAGUGCCAUUGCAUUGCUGUAGAUAUUUUAAUCUACAACUAUCAGAAAGUUAGUGUUUUUCCUGACAGCUCAAUGACAGGAACAAAACAUACGCCCACAUCUCUUUUAAAUUAUAUAGAGAGCAAAUUGUAAAGUUUUGCAAAAUCGAGAGUGAAAAAUAAACCCUAAAUAUCAAAAAUAAAACUGUCAGGGUUAUUAAUUGUUAACUUUAUUGAGACGGGAAAAUGCAACAAGCUAUUAACAAGUACGUUGAAUAUUUUUUUGAAUGAUGACAGUUUUGUACUUACUUUGUUUAGAGCAGUUGUAAAAUGAACUCAGUGAAAAACUGAACCCCUGUGAUUAAUACUUGCAAAUCCCUUGCUCUAACACUGUCACAGGCCGCAGCACAGAAGGCCAGCAGUGUGGCAUCAGGUGGCCAGUGGGAUCAGACUCUCACGCUCCUGAAUGUGGCAGUACAAGCAGCUGGCAAUCACAGACCUCAGUAUCUUCGUCAGCGGGCUGCCUGCCUUGCUCAACUUGGCUUACAUGAACGAGCCAUAGUGGACCUAGACAGAGUAAUAGAACGACACAGAGGAGCUGACUCCAGCUGCUUAGAUGAACCUCAUGUCUGGGCUGAAGACUUGUGUCGAAGAGGGCGCAGCCUAGUGUUCUGCUCCAGAGAAAGUGCAGCUCUGGAAGACUUUACUCAGGCCCUGGAGCUCCAUAGGGACCAGACCAUCAAGUGUGUGGAGACAACUUUGGGAAGGCAGCGACUGGCUGAAUGCUUCCUGCGGGGGGCGCUGCAACACUAUGGAGAGCAGCAGCUCAGUAAAGCUUGGACAUUAGUUGAAAGUGGCCUAGUUAUGGACAGUGAGAAUGUGGAGCUCCGCAGGCUGAGGGCAAAGGUCAAAAGAGAAGUAGGCAGCCCUUGUAAUGUCAACUAGUGCUGAAAGUUUGGGUCAAAAGUACAGUAUACUACGAAACCCAUCCACAGUUUUAUAAGACAUUUAAUGGUUCUUUUAAAACAUGGUACUCUAGUUUAAAAUAUUUUGUUCAAAUUUGAUACAAGGUUAACAGUCUUCAUCACCUUUUAUGACGGCAGGUAUGGAGUACACUGAUCAGGAUUUUCAGCACACUAAGGUUAUUGGAUUCUUUAUAAUCCCUUCAUUUUGUGAACCACUUUACCUUUGUCGUUCAUACAUUUAUGAACUAAAGUAUGGAAAAAUAAACACCAAUGGUCAAGAUCAGAGAGGUCCAAACCUCUCUUAAAGAGGGCCAAGAUGACCAGGGGACAUUCUUUUCACCAUAAAAGUCACACAUGAAUACUCUAUUUUAUGACAAAUUUCAGUGACUACUCAAAAAAAUCAGUUCUAAGGGAUUAGAUCCAUCUUUGCUUUUAUAACAGGCUUACAAAAUAAAAUCUCCCCUGUGUCUCUUGAUACAAAACUCUUGCUCCUUCUCAUGGAAAUGUUCUCCACUAGGUCGACCCUUAUUAUGUUAUCAUAUUAUACAGGAAAAAACACAACAUCACAUUUUCAUUUUGUCACAGUUCUCUUUUAUGUUGGUUUUAAGACAAUUUUUAUCAGUUCAUAACAUUUGUUGAACCAAAUAUUUGUUGCAUUCUUUACAUUUACGCAGCAUUGUCUUUGCCUUUCCUACAAUAUUUCAUAAUUCUGAUUACGUCUAAUGUCCUAUUUUGUGUUUUUAACUCUCAGCUUUUGUCAAGCUAAUUUUCACAUAAUGAUCAAUACAUUUAUUUGAAAACCUCAAUGUUUAGAGUUGUUGUGUUUUUGCUCAACAUUAGUCCUGCAGAAUUCCCAGAGCUUUAUCUUAAUAUAAGUAUCUUAUGUAUGAUCUGUAUUCUUGCUGUUGUGCAGCAAUACAGCUGGUACCUCUAAAAUCACUACUAUACAGGAAGUAACAACAAAUCUAUGUUUUGCUCAUAAACACUGCACAUGAGUUUAUUCCACAAAUAUUUGAAGAUACCUUUCAUGUAUUAAAUGUUAGAAAGUUGACUGAUGGUCAAAAAGGGGGAUCAAUAGUUUUAGCGAUGAUGCAAAUCUACACAUAGAAUUCAGAAUCAAAGAAAAACAAAAUGGGGCCAGAAAUACAACAUUGGAAGAUGAAUUCUGGGGCUGUGAUUGGCUCCCAAGCUGGGCUGUGGAC